AUGGGUGGUAAGAAGAUUGAACAAGUUAAGGGUGAUAUUGAAAUUACUGGAGUUGAUUUCGCUUACCCAUCUCGUCCAAAUACUAAUGUCAUGACUGAUUUCAGUUUGGAUAUCAAAUCUGGUCAACAAAUUGCUUUGGUUGGUCCAUCAGGUUCAGGCAAGUCAACCAUUGUAGGUCUUUUAGAAAAAUUCUAUACUCCAAAUAAGGGUACAAUUAAGAUUGAUGGAGUUGAUGUUGCUGAGCUCGAUCCAAUGUGGUUGCACAGAAAUUGUUUGGGUAUUGUCUCACAAGAACCUGUAUUAUUUGCUGGAACAAUCAAAUAUAACAUUGCCUAUGCCUUGUUAGGUCCUAAUGAUAGUGUCGAAUCUGGUAAAGUUGUCACCAUGGAACAAGUUGAAAAUGCUGCCAAGAGAGCUAAUGCUCACAGCUUUAUUAUGGAUUUGCCUGAAAAGUAUGACACUAUUUUGGGUGAAAAGGGUGUUUCCUUGUCUGGUGGUCAAAAACAAAGAAUUGCCAUUGCAAGAGCUCUCUUGCAAGAUCCAAAGAUUCUCUUAUUGGAUGAAGCCACAUCUGCUCUCGAUACUGAAUCUGAAAGAUUAGUUCAAGCUGCUUUGGAUGAAUUGAUGAAGGGAAGAACAACCAUUUGUAUUGCUCACAGAUUGACAACUGUCAUUAAUUCAGAUGUUAUCUGUGUCUUAGUUAAGGGUGUCAUGAAAGAAAAGGGCACUCACAGCGAGCUCAUUAAGAUUCCACAAGGUAUCUAUAGAAACUUGGCAGAAAAGCAAAUGAUCUUUACUGAAGAAAAGGUCGAAGAUGUUGAAGAUGUCAUGGACGUACUUGUGGAUGAUGAAAAUAUUGUCGAAGUUGAAAAUGAUGAAGAAUAAAUGUAAAUACUCUAUU
Molecule: messenger RNA, 901 nt
Organism: Naegleria gruberi
Lineage: Eukaryota; Heterolobosea; Eutetramitea; Acrasida; Naegleriidae
Product: abc transporter B family protein
Exons: 1
Coding region: 1-885 (294 amino acids)
Biological process (GO): transmembrane transport
Molecular function (GO): ATP hydrolysis activity; ATPase-coupled transmembrane transporter activity; ATP binding
Source: RefSeq, a predicted model, not a curated record